Messenger RNA from Protopolystoma xenopodis, 876 nucleotides. The record is from the annotation of a GenBank genome assembly. NCBI's taxonomy places the organism in Eukaryota, Metazoa, Platyhelminthes, Monogenea, Polystomatidea, Polystomatidae.
CCCUCCGACUCCUCUUCAUCCACUUAUUCUUCCUCCCCCUCCUCCUCUUCCUCGUCCUCCUCCAUUUACUCUUCUUCCUCCUCCCCCUCCAAAUCCUCUUCAUCCACUUAUUCUUUCUUCUCUCAUCUUCAUCUUCCUCUUCCUUCUCCAUUUACUCUUCCUCUCCCUCCUCCCAUUUCUCUUCCUCUUCCUCCAACUUGUAUUACUCUUCAGCUAAACCUUCCUGCUCCUCUUCCUCUUUCUCUUCUCCUUCUCCUACUCCAGCCCCUCUUGAUCCACUUCUUCUUCCUCGCCCUCCUUUUUCUCUUCCUCCUCCUCCAACUUAUAUUUAUCUUUUUCUCUUCCUCGUCUUCAUUUUCCUCUUUCUCUACUACUCCUCCCACUCCAACUCCUCUUCAUCCACUUAUUCUUCCUCGCCCUCCUCCUCCUAUUCCUCCUCCAACUCUUAUUACUCUUCAAUUACACCUUCCUGAUCCACAUCCUUUUUCUCUUUUCCUUUCCUCCUACUCCAGCCCCUCUUCAUCUACUUCUUCUUCCUCGCCCUCCUCUUUCUCUUCCUCUUCCUCCUGCUCGAACUUAUAUUUCUCUUUUUGUAUUCCUAGUUGUUCGUUUUCCUCAUUCUCUACUCCUCCUCCCACUCCAACUCCUCUUCGUCUACUUAUUCUUCCUUGCCCUCCUCCUCGUCCUCCUUUUACUCUUCCUCUUCCUCCUUCAACUCUUAUUACUCUUCAUUUACACCUUCCUGCUCCACAUCCUCUUUCUCUUCUCCUUCUCCUUCUACACCAGCCCCUCUUCAUCUACUUCUUCUUCUUCCUCCUCCUCCUCCUCCUCCUCCUCUUCCUGGAAAGUCGCAUCCGUCUUCUGACCAUUCAGUGA